This is a messenger RNA of Solanum pennellii, 990 nucleotides long. RefSeq lists its product as uncharacterized. Bases 144 to 620 code for a protein of 158 amino acids. The record is from RefSeq and is a predicted model, not a curated record. The transcript has a single exon. Lineage: Eukaryota; Viridiplantae; Streptophyta; Magnoliopsida; Solanales; Solanaceae.
CCCCCUCAUUCUCCAUGCCACUAGAAAACCCCAUGACUUUAAACAAACUUCUCUUCAAAAAUAAGCUUUCUUUUCCAUCCCUAUCUAUAUAAACAAUACUCUUAAUUAAAUUCCAAACGUCGAUAGAAAAAAAAAUUAAAAAAAUGGCCUCCGCAUGCAUAUCGAAUUGCAUCAACGACGCUCGUGCUCCGGUCCGGGCCACUUACGUAAACUUGUACAAGUGGCCCGAAUCGGAUGCCGAAUUUAUAAGAUCAGUCAGCUCAAAAAAUCAUGAUCAUGGUCGUGGUCGUGGUCGUGGUCGUGAUCGUGAUACUGGUCCGAAGGUGGUGGAUAGUAUUUCGUGUAGGCAAUUAUAUUUGAGGAGCUAUACUUUUUCAAGGGAAGAUCAAGUGAAUUUGAGUGAUGAGAAGAAAUCUCAUGUAAAAUGUUAUGGCAAAAGAAAGAGGAAAUUGCCUCGUCGGAUUGACGGUGGCGAUGGUGGUGGUGGUGGUGGCCGGGCACGGAGAACGAGAAGGAAGUGUAAAGGGUUUAGUAAAGCUAAGGAGUUCUCUUGCGCGGCGUUGGCUUCGAUUUUUCGGAGGUUACUAUCUUGUACAACUAAGGUCGAUGUGGUUGGUUAAUUAAUAGGUUAAUUUUCUCAUAUAAUUAUUCAACUAAUAAUAAUUAUCUCGGAUAAUUUUUUGCAACAACAAAAAAGUGAUCUCAUGAGAUAAUUACUAUUGAUUGUGUGAAUUUUAUGAGAAAUCAAACUUGUUAAUGGAUUCUAAAUUAUGUUUACUUCAAAGAUCACAUACAAUUUUAAUUUCCUUUCUAUUUUCAUUUCUUUUUUUGUAUACUUUGUCUUGAGUUUUGUUUACACGGGAUCUUGUUCGAAUAUUUGAAAUUAAUGUAUGUGCUUAAACUUUACAAGAAUGGCAUAUUGGGAUUAUGCGGUUCAAUGUUAACUGAUCAUGGAGGAUAUAUUUGCUUAGUAAAAUUAAAUUUAUGAAA